AUGCGCUGGUCGUCGCUCCUCACUUCCCUCACCCUGCUCGCAGCUGGUGCUUCUGCUGCAAAGCAAUCAGCAACCGACAGAUUCGACGAGUUCCACGCCAAGUCUCUCAAAGCAUCACCCUUCAAACUUGACGAUGCCUCAUACAAGAAGCUCACCGCUGCUCCACGCGACUAUACUGUCGGUGUCCUACUAACGGCAAUGGAUGCUCGGUUUGGCUGCCAACUGUGCCGAGAAUUUCAACCGGAAUGGGAUCUGCUCGGUCGAACCUGGACCAAGGGCGACAAGCCUGGUGAAUCAAGAAUGCUCUUUGGCACGCUGGACUUCUCUGAUGGACGGGAGACAUUCAUGUCUCUGGGUCUCCAAACGGCACCGGUACUCUUGCUUUUCCAGCCUACAUCGGGACCUCACGCUGUGUCCAACGCUGAGCCGCUGCGAUACGACUUCACCAACGGGCCCCAGAUCGCUGAGCAGGUCCAUGCCUGGAUCGCCCGCCACCUCCCUGAACGCCCUCACCCUCCUAUCAAGCGACCGAUCAAUUGGAUGCGGUGGAUUGUGAGCUUAACAAUCAUCUCGGGAGGUUCUACCUUUGCCGUCGUUGCCUGGCCAUAUAUCCAGCCGAUUGCGCAAAACCGGAACCUCUGGGCUUUCGCUACCGUCAUUGGCAUCCUGGUCUUCACGAGCGGUCAUAUGUUUAACCAAAUCCGAAAGGUUCCAUAUGUCGCUGGUGACGGCCGCGGAGGUAUAAGCUACUUCGCAGGUGGCUUUCAGAACCAGUAUGGCUUGGAGUCACAGAUCGUGGGCGCCAUGUAUGGCGUUCUAGCCUUAGCAUCGAUUGCACUUAUCAUGAAGGUUCCUCGUAUCGCGGAUCCUAAGUCGCAACAAGUAGCUGUCAUUGUCUGGGGCGGCAUCUUGUUCGUGAUGUACAGCUUCCUGCUCAGCAUUUUCCGCAUCAAGAACGGCGGCUACCCCUUCUCACUACCGCCAUUCAUGUAA
This is a messenger RNA of Phaeoacremonium minimum UCRPA7, 993 nucleotides long. Its product is annotated as putative dolichyl-diphosphooligosaccharide-protein glycotransferase protein. Gene Ontology annotation, cellular component: oligosaccharyltransferase complex. The coding region runs from base 1 to 993 and encodes 330 amino acids. The record is from RefSeq and is a predicted model, not a curated record. The transcript has 4 exons. NCBI's taxonomy places the organism in Eukaryota, Fungi, Ascomycota, Sordariomycetes, Togniniales, Togniniaceae.